Cyprinodon variegatus (sheepshead minnow) is the source of this 3479-nucleotide messenger RNA. Its product is annotated as SH2 domain-containing protein 3C-like. Bases 71 to 2584 code for a protein of 837 amino acids. Gene Ontology annotation, biological process: small GTPase-mediated signal transduction; positive regulation of peptidyl-serine phosphorylation. The transcript has 12 exons. The record is from RefSeq and is a predicted model, not a curated record. Lineage: Eukaryota; Metazoa; Chordata; Actinopteri; Cyprinodontiformes; Cyprinodontidae. Gene Ontology annotation, molecular function: guanyl-nucleotide exchange factor activity.
AACAGCAGGAACAAGUGGAAGUCGCCACAUUCGUGACCUGAUAUUUAAACGUGUCUUCAACCUUACAGCCAUGAGCAAAAGAAAAAAGGGUUUUAAAUGGUUCGGGAGCCUCACCAACCUCUCCUCCCGCCGCUCAUCAGAGAAGAGCAACAACAAAGCAGCUUCUCAGCUGAACAAGAGUCUCUGUGGAGCCAAAGAAGCAGCAGCAGCAGUGGAGGAAGAGAAGCAGUCAGUCGACGACAUGGAUUCGGGUCUCCGCAACUCCAGUUAUGCCCGCUCCAGCGACAUGUACACCCAUGUUGGGACUGUUCCCCGCAGCGAGAAGAAGAGUAGCUUUAAGGGCCUGAAGGCUGCAGUGGGCAAAGAGGAGAUGAGUUUGAAGGCAGAGGAACAUGUUCGAGACUCCCCCCUCCUUAGUGCUCUGUCCACACUGAGCUUGAACAGCACGGAGAAGCCUCAGCCCGUUUUGGCUCGGCCGCUUCCCGCUACACCCUGCAGAGCCUCACCUUUGACCUCAGCACCUGCCAGCUGCCUCACUGAUCUGUCAGAUGAGCGGGUUAAACCGUGCAAGGCGAAAAGGGGCGAACAUGCAACAGAGGAUUUAAACAUGGUUAUAAAGCAGGACGUUUAUGUUCCAAUGGACCCAAUUUCUGACCCAAAAGCUGAGAAGCAGGAAACCACUGAGACUUUGAAGAAUGAGGAGCCAGACAGCAGGUUCACAAAAGUGACGAACUGUGGUGGAGAAUAUGUGAAAUUCUCCAAGGAGAUGUUCUCGUUGGAGCCACCGUCGGAAAAAAUGAAGAAGCAGCUGGAGGAGGAGCUUAGGCUGAGUCACUCCAACCUGAAGAGCCAUGCCUGGUACCAUGGGCCGAUACCCUGGGAGGUGUCAGAAAGUUUGCUGGUGAACGGAGGAGAUUUCCUCCUCAGAGACUCAAAGUCCAUAAAGGGCGGCUUCGUUCUCACCUGCCGCUGGGAGCAGGAAACCAUUCACUUACCCAUCAGGAAGACGGUGAUUCAGGCCGCUGAGGCUAACAGCAGGACCAAGUACAGCCUGGAAGGAGAGGCCUUUGACUCCAUCCCAGAUCUGGUUCACUACUAUGUGGGCAGCCGGGCGGCUCUGACGCUGCGCAGCAGAGCUCAGAUUAACCAGCCGGUGAACAGAAGGCUACCGCUCAGUUUCCUGGAGACUGCCUUUAGAGGACCAUCCAACCAAAGGGAGCUAAAGGAGGACAGGAUGAGGGACAAGCUGGUCUGUCCAAGCAGUCCUUCCUCCCUCCAACACAAAACUACAGGAACUGAUGGGAAACACGACAGUUCGACCCUGAGUCCUGCAGGAGUUUCUUCACACACACCACAAUCCAGAAGCCCUUGUUGCAGCCGGGCAGCCAUUGUUGCACCAUCUCCGUCAUUAUCAAACUUGUCAGACAAUGCUCAGUCCCUGACCUCUUCCAGCUGCCCCCUUCAUAGAAGCCGUCUUAAUGUACCCUCAAACCCUCCCUUUCACCAGGGCCUGGCUUCCCCCAUUAAAGAUGGCUAUACGGAGCUGUACCCUCAGAGCUACGUGGAGAGGCUCCAGACCGACGAAGGACCAUUGAAUGCAGACCCACUGAGUUUGAAAGACGGAAAUGUGUUCUUCUCUCCGGUUGUGGAGACGGUUUCCUAUUUUAAGCCUAGAAUGUACCAUUCGCCACUGAUGCCAAAAGAAAACAAGCCCCUAGAAGUGAGCAUCCUGCGAAAGGUGAAGGAGCUGCUGGCUGAGGUCGACCCCAGGAUAGCAGCCAAACACAUCACCAAGACUGACUGCAUGGUGGCAAGAAUUUUGGAAGUAACUCCGGAGAUGAAAAGCAAGAUGGGAGUGGGUUCUGGGAUGGAGCUGCUGACGCUGCCACAUGGACAGCAGCUGAGACUGGACCUACUGGAGAGGUUUCAGACCAUGGCCACCAUGUUGGCUGUAAACGUGUUGGGCUGCACUGGAACGACGGAGGAGAGAGCCGCCCUGCUGCAUAAAAUAAUCCAGAUCGCAGCCGAAUUAAAGACAACCUUGGGCAACAUGUUCGGCUUUGCCGCUGUUAUGAGAGCGUUGGAGCUGCCGCAGGUGUCUCGUCUGGAGCAGACAUGGACAACGUUACGGCAGCGACACACAGAGGGCGCCAUUCUCUAUGAGAAAACCCUGCGUCCGUUUCUGAAGGGCUUGAAUGAUGGAAGAGAAAGCUGUCCGCUGUCCAGUACUACCUUCCCCCACGUCCUCCCCCUCCUCACCCUGCUGGAGAAGAGCUCUGCAGUGGGAGACGGGACAGAGCCCUGGGAGACCGCAGAGGUCGGGGUGGAGGUGGUCAUGCUGCACCUGGCAGCAGCGAGAACUAUGGCUCAGCUGGGGGGGAUCUACUGCUCUAACUCUGAAGGCAGAUUACGGGGUUUCCAGGAGCAGGAAGGGGUUAAGGAGAUCUUCCUCACGGACUUCCAGAUGAGGCUGCUAUGGGGGAGCAGGGGAGCCGAGGAGAACCAGGUUCUUAGAUACUCCAAGUUCGACCAGGUGCUGACAGCCCUGUCAAACAGACUCGAACAGGCAACCAGACGACAUUGAUCCAAAACGUUGAUCAUAAACUGUGCAACAAGCUUUAAGUUAUUAAUUCUCCUGCUUCUAUGUAACUGACAUCCGUUCAUGUCAUCUUAAAUGUCCCACAUCAUAAUGUUACCAAAUGGAGGUUGGUUUUUUUUUUUCUUAUCUGAGCCAGUUUUUGUUUUUUUAUCCGAGCCUGUUUGAGGGAAAGUUGUUCCAAACAGUCUUAAGAAGAGUGUGAACAAGCAGGGAAUGCAAGAUAACAAAGACCGGUAAUUUUAUAUACGCCAUUCAAAAUGGUUCAAAGCACAAACGUUUCUACCAUGACAACAUUUCUUUGUUGUAAGGGAAUAUGAUAUAAAAUCUUUUAAGGCUUUGUUUGUUUGUUUACAUUUAUGAGUUUUAACUCAUAAACCUUAGAAAUAUGUAACUUUAAAACUUAACAGAGUAUUUUGCAUCAUUGUGGUAUUCCUGAGCCACAGAGGAAACUAAAGUCCAGAUCAGAACGUCCCAGCAGGAGGCUUUUAACACUGCCGCUAAUAUUGUGAUCGAUACCUGGUUUCUUUUGAUGAAAACGAUAACUGAGACAAAGAUAGACCUGUCAGGUGUUGUAGGUAUUUUGUGGGACUGAAAUAAAGACAGGAAUUUAGUUUGAGCAUAGUGGAGGUUUGACUAAAAAUAAAACAGAAAUCUUACAGGUCUUGUAAAGAAUAUGGAGCAGAGGCAAAGAAACGGUUACUGUAAUAAUGGAAGAAUUCAGCGAAAUACAUGGAAAACAGGAGCUUAGAUUGUGAGGCAGGAGUGGGAAAUGACUGAAGGCCUCGUUAUUCAGCCACUUCAUGCCAUUCCAGAUUAAUAUUUCUUUCCUGGAGUUUUUCCACAAUGUGCUGAUAUUUAGGGGCUAAAUCACAGGAAGUCU